Molecule: messenger RNA, 2460 nt
Organism: Drosophila hydei
Lineage: Eukaryota; Metazoa; Arthropoda; Insecta; Diptera; Drosophilidae
Product: cortactin-binding protein 2
Exons: 7
Coding region: 68-2401 (777 amino acids)
Molecular function (GO): RNA binding
Source: RefSeq, a predicted model, not a curated record
AACAUAGUAGUCCUUGAAAUUUGUCUCUUGAGAAAAAAUGUCGAUUUCUCGCAAAUAGGUUACCAAAAUGAGCAAAAAACAAUCUUCCUCUAAUAAACCACUUAAGAGGAGUCGCUCGAAAUCCUCCUGUGAUGAGCCGGUCCAAAAGCAGAAAUGUAAGCCAAUAAAAGCAGCUACUAAACAGGCAGAUGACAAAGCCGGUAAAAACGGGGCAUCCAUCAAAGGUCAAAGAUGUAACAAAAGUAAAAUAAUUGCAGAAGAUAAGCCGUCUCAGUUGCCCAGACGCUCAAAUCGCAAAACAUCACAGCAUUUGACUGAGGCGUGCGUAAAAACUGAAACUCGAAAGAAAAAGCGUCAUUCCACAGACGUAUCUGUUGGGCAGCAACUGAAGAAGCAAGAAGCUCAACAAUCAGCUGCAGCUCAAUCAACAAAGCCAGUACAACCAAGACGUUCAUAUCGCAAAAUAGCAAAGACAGGAGAGAAUCAAAAUGACAGCAAAACAAAAACCAAGAAAGAUAUUUCAGACUGCCAAGCGAAAGAACCCCCGAAAAUUGAUCGACCGAAGACUACAACACCGAGAACUUCAUGUCGCAGAUCUAUGACGAAGGCCUUAGCACACGAGAGUCAAAAACUUCAGAGCGAUAACAAAGUAAAGACAAAUGUGGUUUCUGCUGCUAAACCCGAGGAGAAUGCUACUGUAGAUCAGCCAAAGUGCUCGGUACCAGCAAAGCGCUCAUAUCGCAGAUUAUCGCAGCUGCCGACGACACCAUCUGCGAAUCCAAUCCUUCAAGGUGAUGUUAAUCAAAAACAAAUCAGUGAAGUCAAGGAGGUUCUAGCUGAGCAGAAACUGAAAACUAAAAUCAAAAUUGAUUCGGUGCAACUUUCAGAAGUUCAAUCCGCAGGGCUUCAAUCAACAAAUAAUUCACAUGCGAAACCAACGAGCAAAGCUCCAAGUAUUCCAAGCAAUAAGACCCAAGAAAUUGCUGUCACUCAUAAGCCGGGUAACAAUGCAUUGUCUAAGUUUUCUAAAAUAGAUUCGGUGCAAUUACCGGAAGUACAAUCCGCAGGGCUUCAAUCAACAAAUCAUUCACAACCGAAAUCAAUACAGUUGACGCCGAAACCAACGAGCAAAGCUCCAAGUAUUCCAAGCAAUAAGACCCCAGAAAUUGCUGUCACUCAUAUGCCGGAGACUCCACCACUUGCAGAUAUUAAAGCACCAGCACAACAAACACAAACAACGGAGCAAACAAAACUGCCUAGUCGAAGACCAUCGCAGUAUUUGACGGUAUCACAGUACAUGGAUCAACGCCUUCAAAACAAUGUCUGUCGAACACAAACGCGAGAUACCAACGAUAGUUCAAGUUCUAAUCUUACGAGUAAUACUGCUAUUGUUUCAGAGCCCCAGUCACCAGUGCUUCAAUCUCAAGCAACUCAGUUGACCGCAGUUCCAUCGUCUGAAGUUACAACGACAAGGCAACCAUAUCGUCGACCAUCGCUGUAUACUGUAGCGACACCGAGCGAUCCACAAGUUUUACGGAGUGAUAACAACCAAAAGCAAAGAUGCCAGUCAAUUGACUUGACUGUUGCUCAGCCGCCGAGCAACAAGCCCGGUAGUCAACCGUUGGGUCAUCCAUCAACCAAGAGAUCAUAUGGUCCACCAAGUCAGCUUAUAUCGGGAGCCGAUCUAGAUACUAAACAUGUUUUGUACAUUCGGGAUUUGAGUGUUGAUAUUGUACAUCACCAGGUUUUCGAACUCUUCAGUUCGUUUGGCAAUUUGAAGCGCGUCUAUGUACUCCAACGUUCCGAGAGGUACAAGUAUGCUAUGAUGUUUUACCUAACCGAGAAGUCCUUGACCCGGGUCCUGACUGCCAAUCCACACAAACUGAAUGGCAAGGCAUACUUUUGCCACAAGGCUGGCCCAUGGCACCUCGGGCACUUCAAGUGCGACAGGCUGUUAUCUGAAUGCAUCAAUAGAACCAGCUUUAGAGAUCGAUUUCUGAUGCGAUUACCAUAUGGCGUGAAUAUUCGCACAUAUCUAUACGAAUCACAUGUCAGCUCGAAUCAGGCGAACAGCAUUGCUGAUCCAGAUUUGCUAAAAAAAUCCGCCUUGCUGCCGCCAACAUCGUUGGCCCUGUUGCAUUAUCUACGCAAGAAACAGUCCAUACCAAAAGCCACCAGCAAAACGAAACAGCCGCCACCGAAUACCUAUGAAAAGCAACUCUUUGCUGGCAUGGGCAAAAACUACAAGUUUGAGCGUCACAGCUACACAAAUUUCGUGGCCUACCAGAAGCAGCCCGGUCACUACGAAACGGUGCCCACCGACUAUAAAGUGGGACUGACAGCUCUGGCUUAUGCAGAUCUACGGGAUAAGCCGGAGCUAAUAUCAUUUUUUUAUCACUGAUAAAGCAAAAGAGUAUUUGUAUAUAACAGGGGAAGAAGCAAAUGGGCUUUGUUAAUCUC